This is a messenger RNA of Aspergillus fischeri NRRL 181, 534 nucleotides long. Its product is annotated as nucleoside triphosphates FAP7. Lineage: Eukaryota; Fungi; Ascomycota; Eurotiomycetes; Eurotiales; Aspergillaceae. Bases 1 to 534 code for a protein of 177 amino acids. Gene Ontology annotation, molecular function: AMP kinase activity; ATP hydrolysis activity; ATP binding. The transcript has 3 exons. The record is from RefSeq and is a predicted model, not a curated record. Gene Ontology annotation, cellular component: nucleus; cytoplasm.
AUGCGAAGAUCCCCGAAUGUGAUCAUCACAGGCACCCCUGGAGUAGGGAAAACUGUUCAUUGCGAGAAAUUAGCGCAGGAGGUCGGCUUGCGACACCUAUCAAUAAACCAGGUCGCCAAAGAUCGAGGUUGCUUCGAAAGCUAUGACCAGGAUUUGGAAACCUGGAUCGUUGACGAGGACAAAUUACUGGAUGCGAUUGAAGAUGAGGUGCUUCAGGGCGGCUACUUGAUCGAUUGGCAUGCAUGCGACUUGUUUCCCAAAUCAUGGAUAGAUCUCGUGGUGGUCUUGCGAUGUCCGUCAACUUCCAUUUUAUAUGACCGUCUUUCUGCGAGAAAAUACAAAGAGGCCAAAUUGCAGGAAAACUUAGAUUCUGAGAUAUUCGGCGUCUUGUCAGAGGAAGCGCGCGAAGCUUUUGACGAACAGAUAGUCGUGGAGCUCAACAGUGAGGAGGAUGAUGAUGUAGAGAGCAACUGUGCGAGGAUUUCAGCCUGGAUAGAAUCCUGGAAAGAAAGCCGACUGGAAAAUAGAGAGUGA